Molecule: messenger RNA, 1225 nt
Organism: Saprolegnia diclina VS20
Lineage: Eukaryota; Oomycota; Saprolegniomycetes; Saprolegniales; Saprolegniaceae
Exons: 1
Coding region: 15-1076 (353 amino acids)
Molecular function (GO): protein binding
Source: RefSeq, a predicted model, not a curated record
GCCGGCGUUGCGAGAUGGACGUGCUUUGCGUCGACGGUGCCGCGAAGCGCAUCCAUCGCACGGUCUCGCUGCCGCCCGAGACGCUAGGUACCAUUCGGACAGUCGGUGACGUUGCGCAACACCUCGAAGCGUCUCUGAGCCUUGGCUCCGGCACGUUGUCGGCGCUCAAGCUGUAUGGUCAGAGCUUGCACGCGACCGAGUCGCUGCACCCGUACCUCCCGGCCCUUCGCACGAGCAGCCCGCGCUGGGUGUUUGUGUUUGCUUCGUCGCCAGCGUCCUUGACGCUUUUCGUUGCGCUUCCAACGGGCCACUUGAGUCUCCAGGCGCAUCCGGACGAGACGAUCGCAGCGCUCAAGGCCCGGAUCCGCGCGGUCUCCCGCUGCCCGUUUCAGCGCCUGACGCUGCGCCGCCGCACGCUCUUGGACCUGCGCACGGUCGGCAGCUAUGAUCUGUGCAACGACAUGACGCUGGUGGCCGAGCUCUCGUUGCGCGGUGGCGGCGCCGCGGCCGAGUUUGUCGACGUGUCCAACGAGGCGCUGUGCAGCGCGCUGCUGCAGAGCCCGUCGGCGCCGGCGUGGCGGCGCUUUUGCACGGGCUUGAACGUCCAUGGCGUCUGUACCAACACGACGUGCGUGGCGAACCGCGAGUGGGUCAUUGUGCCUCGAAAGUUUGCGCCGUUCAACUUGCUCCAGCACCAAGUGGCGUGCCCGAUGUGCGCCUCGUGGGUCGUGCCCCGCAGUGUAGGCUUCUUUAAGUGCCUCUGGCGCUUUGAAGGCGUGCAGCAUCCAUCGCGCAUGCAUUUGAGCAGUCCGUGGGCAGUCGUUGAUGGCGACGAGUAUGUCGCGUUUGACGAGAAGAGUCGGCGGGUGCCCUGGCUCAGCCUUGUCUUUUCCGUGCGACGCAACGACGGCAGUGACGAGUGCGCCGUGUGCUGCGAAGCUCUGUGCGCGGGACCCACGGAACGCGUCCAGCCCUGUCGCCACGAGAUCCACACGGCGUGUCUGGCGGAAUGGAAGGCGUCCUGCACCCGCCGGGAAGCGGUUGUUAACUGCCCCACGUGCCGCGCCGUGCUCUAGGGCGACGAUUUAUGGAUGUGAACAAGUUGCCUGCUUGCAGCUGGACUUGAAACCGAGCAUGUGACUAGCCGUCUAAAGUCGAGAACCUGUUGUGUGCAUACUUUGUCCAACUUGAAUCAAGUCGUUUUCCCGUUAUUGGCAGCACCGCG